This is a messenger RNA of Mucor velutinosus, 2058 nucleotides long. Its product is annotated as 40S ribosomal protein S22. Gene Ontology annotation, molecular function: protein binding. The transcript is spliced from 5 exons. NCBI's taxonomy places the organism in Eukaryota, Fungi, Mucoromycota, Mucoromycetes, Mucorales, Mucoraceae. The record is from RefSeq and is a predicted model, not a curated record. Bases 1 to 2058 code for a protein of 685 amino acids.
AUGUCAGUCUAUAACCAUCGUCCCAUGGUACCUGCGCCACAAAGCCGUGUCGUUGAAAUGUUGGACUCGAUACGAGGUGAAUUUGACCAAUUGGCUCAGGAAUUGUAUGUCUGUAAAUCGCAGAGAGACGAUUUCGAACACAAGAUGAAUCAACAAAUCUCUGAAAUGAACAGUUUUCAACAAAGUUUAUUAGAGCUUGAGCGCACUCAACAGAGCCAAAAGAAGCAUUACGAGGAUGAAAUUGCAAGGCUUCGUCAGCAAAUUGAAAGUCGUGGUGGACAUCCUGGCAUGCCUUUGUCUGGUCAUCCUCAGCAACCACCUCACCCUCAGCAGCAGCAGCAACAACAGCAGCAGCAGCAACCACCCCAUCCUCAGCAACAACAACAAUCACAUCAACCACCACCUCCCAACAUUGGGCCUGGCUCCAAUUACUUUGGUGGCAUCAUGAACGCCCAUGGCAAUCAAGGGCCUCCAGGCCUUGUUGCUCCACCUCAGAUGGCCGAGCAAUCGCCCAAUGGACCUCAACAAGUGCCUCCACCUCAACAUGGCUAUAAUCCAUCAUCUCAACCUCCUCCUCCCUCUGCAGUUGCCAAUUCCUCAGCAGGCGCUUACAUGAACGGUGGCUCCAAUGCUCCUCCACCUCCAUUACAACAGCAACCACCUAAUGCUGGCUAUGGUCAAUCACCUAAUCGAGGUAUACCGACACCACCUGCGUCUGCUCAUCCUCAGCAGCAGCAGAGACAGCAACAGCAACAAGAGUGGGGUAACGGAUAUGGCGGCAACUAUCCCAACCGUCCCGGUUCAUCAGCGGGCCCUCCACCUCCUCAACAGCAACCUUCUCAAGACUCACCCAACAUGAAACGUAAAUCUACUUCAUCUGUACCUACUCCACCCCAAACUGUAAAUACUGCCAUGGUGCCUCGCGGUGCCGGUGCUCCACCUAACAACAAGAUUGCCAGUCCUUCUACAACAAACGCACAACAACAGGGAGGUUUAGCUGAUGUUGAUCCCGAAAGCGUACCAGCCAACAUGAAAGUGGAAGGUCAAGAUUGGUUUGCACUAUUCAACCCCAAGACAUCUCGCCAAUUGAAGGUGGAUUUAGUUCAUACAUUGGAUCAUCCCAGCGUCGUUUGUUGUGUUAAAUUUAGUGCAGAUGGCCGCUAUCUUGCCGCUGGUUGUAACCGUGCUACAUUUAUCUAUGAUGUUGCCACAUCACAAAGAGUUGCUGUCUUGCAAGACGACAAUAUCAAGAUUGAAGGAGAUUUGUACAUUCGCUCCGUUUGCUUCAGUCCUGAUGGCAAUUACCUUGCCACAGGAGCAGAGGACAUGCAAAUUAGAAUCUGGGACAUUCAAAAGAAACGCAUUAGAAACAUUCUUGUAGGCCAUCAACAAGACAUCUACUCUCUAGACUUUAGUCGUGAUGGGCGUAUGAUUGCAUCUGGUUCUGGUGAUUGCACAGCACGAAUUUGGAGUAUGGCAGACGGCAAAUGUCUUCAUGUGCUUCGCAUUACAGAUCAUGAUCAAAAGGAUCCUGGAGUGACGAGUGUCGCUUUCUCGCCCGAUGGUCGUGUCAUUGCUGCUGCUAGUUUGGAUAAAAUGGUCAGAAUCUGGGAUACACAGUCUGGUGUGCUUUUUGAAAGAUUGGAAGGCCAUAAGGAUAGCGUUUACUCUGUUGCUUUUAUGCCAGACGGUAAAAUGCUUGUGAGUGGUAGUUUAGAUAAGACACUCAAAUUAUGGCAGUUGGGCACCAACGAAGGUCGUGGUAUGGGUAUGGAUAGAGACAGAAGCAAAGGUCCUUGUAAAAUGACCUUUAGUGGCCAUAAAGACUUUGUUCUCUCUGUCGGUUGUACUCCAGAUGGUCGUUGGGUGGUUUCCGGCUCCAAGGAUCGUGGCGUGCAAUUCUGGGACCCUCGUACCGGUCAAACACAAUUCAUGUUGCAAGGACACAAAAACUCUGUCAUUUCUGUUGCCAUUAGCCCAUCGGGAAGACCUCUCUUUGCUACAGGUUCUGGUGAUAAUCGCGCCAGAAUUUGGAGCUAUGAUCCUAUCAAUGCUUAA